AUGAAGCGCAUUUUUAGCGCUGCCAUAUGCAUCCUACUCAUAAACGUCCUCAUAAAUCACGUCAACGCCAAAGAUAAUGAAACGAAUAACCUCAGAAUGAGCACCUUCGCAAGGGAUAUAUCCUCAGGGGAGGUACCCUUGCCAGAUUCGAAAAAUGCCUCACAAGAGGAUGGGAAAUACGAGCAUGAAGAUGAAAGCGAUCAGCAGGUUGAGUCAGCCAAGUUUGAGAAGACCAACCAGCAGGAAGAACCCACCGAUACGGAAGACCCAGAAGAGGAAGAAGAUGGGAAAAAAAAAGAAGUGAACAGAAAAGGUGUGGAAAAACAGGGGAAUGAAGAAGAAGAGAAGACUGGCCCAACCACCCCAGAGGAGGGGGAUGCCCAAAUGGAGAGCACCCCGUCGGGGGAGUCGCAAGACGAAGGGAAGGUGGAAGAAGCAGCUCUGAAUGGACCAACCGCACAGACUGAUCGGGAAGAGGGCGAAGAAGGAGAGCCAUCAGAGGACGAAGCAGCGGUGGGCUACAAAGCGGAAUCCGAAGCGGAUAACGAAACGGAAGAGCACGACGAACAUGAUGAGCACGACGAACAUGAUGAAGACGACGACGACGACGAUGAUGAUGAUGAUGGGGAGGACGACGAAGAAGAUGAAGCGCAGGAAGCGCAGGAGGGGCAGGAAGGACAGGAAGCCGAGAAAGCGGCCGAAGACGAAAAAGACGCUCCCCCAAAUGACACGCAAACUCCGCAGGGGGGUUGCCAAGGGUGCCCCGAUAUAGGAAAAAAUUUUAAGUCCACGGAUGAGUCCCUGAAGGACCUGAUCAAGCUGAUCGAAGGAGACAAAGAACUUGAAAAUGGCGUCAGUGACCUUACCAAAAUGAUGGCUCUCUUUUUCUUACAAUUGUAA
Plasmodium vivax (malaria parasite P. vivax) is the source of this 900-nucleotide messenger RNA. RefSeq lists its product as hypothetical. The transcript has a single exon. NCBI's taxonomy places the organism in Eukaryota, Apicomplexa, Aconoidasida, Haemosporida, Plasmodiidae. The record is from RefSeq and is a predicted model, not a curated record. Bases 1 to 900 code for a protein of 299 amino acids.